AUGAAUCGAAUCAGAGAGACCCUGGCCCGACUGAAGCGCGCCUCACGCGAAUCGCGAGACAAGUCUUCUGGCCCGCGCCUGGAUCGGGUGGGCCGAACCAGCAGUUCUGCCGGGAGUUCGCGUGAAAAGGUGCUGGUGCAGGCAGACGGCCGGGGACCCCUCAUCCUGUAUGACGGGAUCCAGCCCGGCGAAGAGGGAAUCGACAUCGUCUUGGUUCACGGGCUCUUCGGUGCCCGGGUGAGCAGCUGGACGAAAGGAAGCGUCUGCUGGCCGCGCGAUCUCCUCGGCCAGGAUGUGCCCAACGUCAGAGUCAUCGCAUGGGGCUGGAACAGCUUGUUUGGCGGUAAAGACAUCUUUGCUGAGCACGCCGAGACCUUUCUUUCGGAUAUUGCGCGAGUCUGCUCCGGCAUGACUCGGCCCCUCGUAUUCAUCGGCCAUGGCUUGGGCGGACUGAUCCUCAAGGAGGCCUUGGUCACGGCUGCGGUGUCGCGCAUCUACGGCUCACACGUGUCGAUGAGCAAUGCCUAUCCACGGGCAGUCGGGUGCAUAUUCCUGGGGACGCCACACACUAGAGUCGGCAAGCGGUCCCUGGGCGAGUGUAUAGCCGCAGCCGCGACCAUCUCGCCGUCUACGCCGAGUCCACAACUUCUUCGCGCACUGAAGGACAACGAUCAGCAUUUUGAGAACCAGCACAACACUUUCAAGCUUGUUUCCAGAGACAUACGGGUGGUCUGCAUAAGGGAAAAGCUGCCAACCACGUUGACUCUUUCCGACACCACACGAGACUCGAUUGAGACACAGUCUGGGAGGGGGACGGUGCAGGUUAUGGUACCGAGGGAAUCGGCAGCUUAUGAGAAUUUCAACGUGACGAGGGACGACAUGCCGACGAACCAUAUGGAUUUGGCGCGGUUUCGAAGCAGGGAGGUGGGAUAUACGCAAAUCAUUGCUCACAUUGCGAAGAUCACAUCAGGUCCUUCGCAGGACGAGCUAGAGGCACGGGAGCCUCGCAAUCAAGGUAUGCCGUCUCGCUUGCUGUCCCUGGAGUCAGCACAUCCCAGUCCCGCUAACCACAGCCUUCCAGAAAUCCUCAACGCACUAUACUAUGACACUAUGAUGGAACGCGAAUCUCGUAUCGACCGCGCCUACGGCCACACGUGCGACUGGAUUCUGGAUCCCGAGUUGUCCCCGUUCACUUCGUUUUUGAGCUCCCAAGACCCCGUUCUGUGGAUCAGCGGCGAAGCAGGGAGUGGGAAAUCCACGCUCAUGAAAUAUGCUUGGCACGCCGAGACGACGAAGCGGAGGCUCGAGGAGGGAUGGGCCAAGAAUGGCGAACUACUAAUGGCAGCCUUCUUCAUGUUCGAGGGCGGCAACCGGAUCCAAAAGACCUACGAAGGGUUCUUGAGAAGUGUCCUGUACCAGAUCCUGUCUGCGCGGCAGGAUCUCAUCAGGGUCGCCUUCCCCAGUUUCUACGACUGUCCCUGGCCCCCGCCAGUGCAGUUCACCAGCACCACCAACCUCAACCAGGGCUUCUAUUCCCUCUUCUCUCACAUGUCCGAGAGACUGCGGCUUUUCGUCUUCAUCGACGGCGUCGACGAGUAUCGCAUCAUGGAGCGUAAGGACCACUACGAGCAAGCCGAUCUCGAUGUCUCCUACGACAAGGAGGUCGGGGACGAGUCCUGGGGCCGCAGCAAGUGGCGUACGGACUCCAACACCGAGAUCGCCAAGCUUGUGAGCAGCAUGGGGAACAAGGACGUCGCCAAGUUCGUCGUCUCCUCCCGCGAACUGCCCAUCUUCGAGGAAUCAUUUGAGCAGUUCCCGAGGAUCAGGCUCCAGGAGCACACGGAGUCGUCCGUCACACAGUACGUCGCCGGCCGGCUCGAGAACGAGGCCCCGGGCCUGCCGGACAGCAAGAACCUGUGCAGGGAGAUCGCGCGGAAGAGCGGGGGCGACAUACUGUGGGCAAGGCUCGCCAUCGACAUGGUGGCCGAGGGCACUCUGAAGAGCUUGCGCAAGACGCUCAAUUCGUUGCCGGCGCAGCUGGGUGGGACCGAGGGCCUCUACAUGCGCAUGAUCGAGAACUUGACCCCGGAUAAUCAGACCGCUGCUUAUUCCAUAUUUCACCUGGUGCUACGGGCGCAACAGCCACCCACGUUGGUGACGUUGGCUUUCGCCGACCAGGGGUAUCUCGACCCCAACUCGGGCAAGCUGCGCGUAGUCCAGGAUAGCAUACGACGAGAAGAUGUGACAUCGGUCCAGCAGCUGGCGGAUCAGAUGCAGCGACGACUCCAGGUAUGCUGCGCUGGACUCCUGGAGGCCGAAGUGCUCUCGGGCUCCAACCCGAUUGAGGAGGCCGGACAGCGUGUGGUGUUUACGCACCAGACCACCAAGGAAUGGGUAGGGCGGCGGGAUAUCUGGCACAAGCUACCAGGCAUCCAGCAGGUCGGCGACGUCGAUCUGGACUGCGCAUUGCUGAGCGGAUGCGUGCGGACCCUCAAAGCGUUCGAGGCGGUGAGACCGCCGGUGCUGACAUGGCCCAACAUGCGGUUCCGUCCCGACGCGUGGCUCCUCGUCGCCAACUCGCUGCGGUACGCCGAGAGGAUCGACAGCGAGGUCAAAGACGUCACGGCGUACGCGGAGCUGCUGGACGAGCUGAACGCGACGAAUCAACGGGCCUGGCUCGCAGCGCUGGACAACCACAAGCCCCUGGUCGAAGACCCGGACUGGUACGAGAGGAAGCUGCCGAACCUCCGGCGGAAGCACUGGUCGAGCUUCGAGCCCAUGGAGGCCGGCAAGUCGCCGAAGCGGAAAGACUUCCUAUCACUAGUCGUGCAGGCGAACCUGGUGCGGUACGUGGCCCUGAAGCUGGGCGAGAUGGACCGGGACAGCCGGAGGCGGAAGGCGCAGGAGCUGCUCGUGUACGCCGUCAGCCCCAAGGGCGACGGGUUCAGCGCGUGCGUGAACCUGUCGGGCGACUACCUCGACUUCCACCACGACAUGCCGGACACGCGGCUCCUGGACAUCCUGUUCGAGGCGGGCGCGGACCCGCGAGACGACGAGCAGAUCUGGAUGAAGGCGCUCAAGGCCGGGCGGCAUUAUUUCUCGCGAGGAAGCGCCACCAUGACGCACCUGAUGGAGACGUGGGCGAGCAAGCGGCUGAGCCUGAACCGUGAGCGCUGGGUCGCCGCCGUGAAGUCCCUGCUUCUUCACGGGGCAAACCCGCACGCCGAGCUGCAGGUCACAACCGGCAACGAAGAGAACCGGUCGACGACGACGGUCGUGGCCGUCGAUCUGAUCCGGGACACCCUGGAGGGCGAGCCGGAUUACGCGCUGGAUCUGCUGGAGUUGGAGGCGCUGAUGGGACGGAGGGAAAGUGUCGGGCUGGCGCGGUGA
This is a messenger RNA of Anthostomella pinea, 3390 nucleotides long. The record is from the annotation of a GenBank genome assembly. Lineage: Eukaryota; Fungi; Ascomycota; Sordariomycetes; Xylariales; Xylariaceae.